Messenger RNA from Peronospora farinosa, 1665 nucleotides. NCBI's taxonomy places the organism in Eukaryota, Oomycota, Peronosporomycetes, Peronosporales, Peronosporaceae. The record is from the annotation of a GenBank genome assembly.
AUGCUGCGAAGUAAAACGAGAGCAACGACCAGUGGCUCUUCCAGUGGCUCGUCUCAUAGUAAAGCCAAGAAACAACGUUCAAUCCACGAGUUUUUUUCGCAACCAACAGUCCGAAGUACUAAAUUACGUAAAACACGACGAUCCCUUGAAGCUUCAGCUAAAAACAGCAGUUUUAACACUAUUCCAGCCAUUAAAAAAUACGACGACGAACCGAUACAGAAACGUAUUAAUUACGAUAUGAUGGAUGAAGAGAGUAGUGAAGAGCCAUUACUACAAUGUAUUAGUCAAAAUAGUGACUCAGGACGUCGUCCAAAGCCCAAGAAAAUCGACUUUACUGCUUGUUCCAGUAGUCAACGAAGUGAACCAGACUUGGAGCCAAUGCAUACACCUGUGCGCUUUGGUGUACCAUUAACGAAUCAAAGUUGUUAUACACCAAUGCAUCAGUAUAGUCAAGAUGAAAUGGACUUCCUUACACCUCGAGAUCAACCAGUUAUUCCCUUAUCAAAUCCAACAACACCAUCGCCAUUAAAGAAAAGACCGAGAUUAAAUAGUCAAGUUGAGUUGAUUCAAGAAGAACCGGUACAAAAUCUCACCCAGGACAUGACACAUAUGGAUGUACGACAUGUAAGAAAAGGACGGCCGUCAAGUCAGACGUCCAUCGACAUGGAAUCACCACAGAAAACAAGUGUAAACGUGGUAAUAAAUGCCAAGAGAGAAAGAGCCAACGGGUGUGAUACUGCUGGUUCGUUCUUGUCGGCGGAGAGUUAUGUGAACCCAUUUGCACCGGAGUCGAUGACGGAGUCAGGAAAGAAAAAGAUCUCCAGACGUAAACGAAGGUCUUUUCCGCCAACAUGGGUGGGAGCGACAAAUGGAUCACCUGUUGCCAAGUAUUUAUCAGAUUUCUCGGAGCUUGGGUUGAUUGGAUCAGGGUCGUUUUCAAAGGUGUACAAGUGUAUAAAAAAGAUUGAUGGUUGGGUGUACGCUGUGAAGAAGAGCAAACGUCAUUUUCGUGGCAAGGCUGACACUGAACGAGCUUUACGGGAAGUACAGGCACUUGCAGCACUAAGCAGUAGCAACCACGUAGUGCGAUAUUUUGACGCUUGGAUAGAAGACGACUUGCUGUACAUCCAGCUUGAAUAUCUAGAGGGGUGCUCAUUGGCUAGCUUUGUUAAAAAGUGCGCACCACAGAAGGUUCCAGAGGAGACGCUGUGCAAGCUCUUAUGCCAUCUUGCUCAGGCUUUAUUUGACAUGCACAAUAAGAAGAUGGUUCACAUGGACGUCAAGUUGCAAAAUGUCCUAGUUGGUCCAGAUGAAGUCUACAAGCUCGGCGACUUGGGAACUGUUGCUCACUUGGACGGCAGUAUGGAGAUUAGGGAGGGCGACAAUCGGUAUCUUAGUCGGGAACUGCUCGAAGGCAACAGAAACAAUUUACGCGCCGGUGAUAUCUUUGCUUUGGGAGCCACGAUCUAUGAGCUCGCGCUAGGGACGACGCUGGCCAGUGGCGGUGAAGAAUGGCAGAAGAUUCGUGACGGCGACCUUGUGAUGUUCCGACAAUACUCGAACUCGCUACAACACCUGAUUGCCAAUAUGAUGCACCCUGACGCGCUGCAGCGGCCUCUAGCCGAAGAUAUUUUGCAGCACGAGGUAGUAUUGCCCUUUCGUUAA